Heterostelium album PN500 is the source of this 501-nucleotide messenger RNA. RefSeq lists its product as uncharacterized. The record is from RefSeq and is a predicted model, not a curated record. Lineage: Eukaryota; Evosea; Eumycetozoa; Acytosteliales; Acytosteliaceae. Bases 1 to 501 code for a protein of 166 amino acids. The transcript has 3 exons.
AUGAAUAGAAUUAAUAUAUUUUUAGUAAUACUGUUAAUUUCAGUGUCGGUUGUAUCAUGUACACAAAAAGAAUUCAUAGUUAAACCAAAUACAAGUGAUUCCGUUGAAUUAAUAGAUGGUAAAUCAAAAUGUGUAUUUACUUUUACUGCAGUCGGAGGUUCGAGUGAAUCGUGGAUGAUCAUGAUCGAUAACAGCGGUGACAAUCCAAUCUGUAUGAUCGGUCGUCAACCACCACCCAGCUACAUGGUAUUCAAAGAUUUCAGUGCCUCUUUCAUCAAUGGUAAUAAACACUUCCAAACCGUAGAUAUGAUGGAUAAUGAAGGUUCUGUUCUAUUAAACGAUGGUUACAAGAUUGAAAAUAACAAAGAAAAACAAAACACUUCUCAAACUAGCACUCUUUUAUUAACUCAUAAACAAUCAUUAUAUCAUAUGAAUACAGUUGUACCAGGUAAAAGUUAUAAUUCCAAUAUUGCCUUGUUAACAAUGACAGCACCAAAAUAA